Messenger RNA from Ostertagia ostertagi, 324 nucleotides. NCBI's taxonomy places the organism in Eukaryota, Metazoa, Nematoda, Chromadorea, Rhabditida, Trichostrongylidae. The record is from the annotation of a GenBank genome assembly.
AUGAUGAGCUCUGAAAAUCGCGAUGGGCCACGCUAUCGCUAUCAUUUUGACGACGGAGUUCCAGUGAGAGAUGAAAUCAGAGGUAAUCUCGCAGAAGUGUCGCUGAAUUCAGAGAUCUCGAUGAGCAUUGACACACGACGACAGUGCUCGUCUUUAAUCAGGCAAAGUGUUAUGUCUAUAAUUGCCUCCGGGCCAGAUAAACUUGCCAUUUGGAUCGGCCUAAUUGUCGCUCCGCCGACGGCCGCGGCAGCAUCGACAAAGCAUUCUCGAGAACCUCCUGAAUCGCCAACACGACGGCGACGACGUCCCUCGAACGAACAAAUG